Fusarium graminearum PH-1 is the source of this 1629-nucleotide messenger RNA. RefSeq lists its product as uncharacterized. The record is from RefSeq and is a predicted model, not a curated record. NCBI's taxonomy places the organism in Eukaryota, Fungi, Ascomycota, Sordariomycetes, Hypocreales, Nectriaceae. The transcript is spliced from 3 exons. The coding region runs from base 1 to 1629 and encodes 542 amino acids.
AUGACGUGGAACAGCAGAAAUACCAGAGAGAGGCAGAAGUUAUACAACAUCAACAAGAGCGCGCUCGACUACAAGUGUUUACAGGCUGUCCGCACUUCCAUCGAAACUGGCACCUCGACUAUCAGCACGAAACUCGACACUGCGGUAAACGUUUUUCGCGAUGGAGAGAUUCAUCAGAGGGCUUCAAGACUAUCUGUCACAAAUUCGAAUGACAGAGUCGCCGGCCUUGUCGAUCAUUUUUCGACCACUGUUGACGAUGAAAACAACGACCUGGUCGCAGGUGACACUGGAUUUGCCAAGCUCGAUGGAAUUACCAACGCGGUCGACGAAAUCAAGAAAACACUUAUCGCGGUUCAGGCUGGCGUCUGCCAUAUCGACAUUCUCGCUAAAGCAAUCAAUCGCAUCGAGACGAGCUGUGGUAAGCUCCAAGGGCUUCCCGAUGCCUUCCUUGAUAUCAUGAGCAGAUUGGAGGCACUUGCAGCCAGUUGCGGUAAGCUUGAUGGUAUCUCCAAGGUCAUGAAUCGGGCCAACGACAAGCUCGUCGAAAUUGAAACAUCCUCUGGCGAUACAGCCGAACUCGCAAAGAUCUCAGAAGCACACCAAAGAAAGCUAGCCGAAUCAGUCGUCAACAUCGACGGUAAACUGGUCACCAAAUUGACGGAGAUAAAAUUUGCCGCUUGCAUGAGGCCCACGGAUGCCAAGAUCAAUGCUCUCAAACAGGCAGUCGACGAUUUACCCUCCAGGUCUGACCUUGCGUCGGAGAUUUCCCGCCAACUCGCAACUGGAUCUUGGAUUGAUGAGGCUGGGGGAAGGAGCAAUGGGUUGGGCGAGGAGGAGGAGAGGAUCAUUGGCAUGGGCUCACAUCGUCAGAAUGAGAUGAUUCAAGUCACAGAUCGCCUUCAAAAUCAGUUGACCAAUGUUGAAGAACUUGUUCCCCGUAUCCAACUUGAGCAAUCACAAGCAUUAGUCAGGGACUUGCAGGAGGAAGUGACUCGUUUGGGCGCCAGUCUCGAGUGUGAGAAACGGCAUAACGCAGCCCAAUCCCAGAGUCUAUCUGAACAAGCCAUCAAGCUGGAAUCCGAACAGAAGCGCGCUCAACUGGCUGAGGGCGCCAAUAUCGAAUUGCACGCCAAUAUUGCCGAUACCGAGAGACGGUCGCGAACUUCUGCCGAUGAAGCGAAAGCCCUUUAUCAGGAUCUAAAGACGGCAUGGGGAGACCAGAAGAAAACCUUGGAGGAUCAGGUCUUGGACAAGGCGUCUAUUAUCGAGUCCAACCAGCGAGAAAUUGAGAGCAUGCGUUCGCAACUUGUUGCCACACAGAACAAGCUAUCAAUCGCGGAGGGCGAGAAGUCUAAUGUUCGAAGGUCUCUAGCAGAUACCAACCUCGAAGCCACAUCCCUUGUCCGACAAUUGGGUGAGUCGCAUGGUCGACUAGGUGAAACACAGAAGCUUGUAAAAGACGUCAAGACAGAUCUCCAGACGGCUGAAGGACCCAUCGCCACACUUGAGGCCGAGCCCACAAACCCGCCGUCUGUCACUCUCACACAAGCGCUUGAAGAAUUCGUAGCUGUAUACGAGAAGUUAGUAGAUCAUGUUACAAAAAAUCGCAACAGCACUGGCCAGAUAUGA